This is a messenger RNA of Erythranthe guttata (spotted monkey flower), 1148 nucleotides long. Its product is annotated as V-type proton ATPase subunit E. The record is from RefSeq and is a predicted model, not a curated record. Gene Ontology annotation, molecular function: proton-transporting ATPase activity, rotational mechanism. Gene Ontology annotation, biological process: proton transmembrane transport. Gene Ontology annotation, cellular component: proton-transporting two-sector ATPase complex, catalytic domain. Lineage: Eukaryota; Viridiplantae; Streptophyta; Magnoliopsida; Lamiales; Phrymaceae.
CAUCUGUCUCACGAGUCCCGGCCUUCUCCAAUUUCAUCAUCGAUCUUCUAUUCAGGAAGAAAGAACAAAAAAACCCAAACCCGUUUUUCAGAAACCCGAUUCGAAUCCAAGAUGAACGACACCGACGUUUCGAAGCAGAUCCAGCAGAUGGUCCGCUUCAUCCGUCAAGAAGCUGAGGAAAAGGCCAACGAGAUCUCCGUCUCCGCCGAAGAAGAAUUCAAUAUCGAGAAGCUGCAAUUGGUGGAAGCUGAGAAGAAAAAGAUCAGACAAGAGUACGAGCGCAAAGAGAAACAAGUUGAAGUCCGCAAAAAAAUUGAGUACUCAAUGCAACUGAAUGCUUCUCGAAUCAAAGUCCUUCAAGCUCAAGACGAUUUGGUCAAUUCCAUGAAGGAAGCUGCAGCAAAGGAGCUUUUGAAUAUUAGUGGAGACCAUCGUAACUACAAACGCCUGCUUAAGGAUCUCGUUGUUCAGAGUUUGUUGAGGCUAAAAGAGCCAUCGGUGUUAUUGCGGUGUCGUAAAGAGGAUCUACACUUGGUUGAGUCUGUAUUGGACUCGGCAAAGGGUGAGUAUGCUGACAAGGCAAAAGUUCAUGCACCUGAGAUCAUAGUCGACAAUGUCCACCUUCCACCUGCUCCUUCGAAUCAAAACGAACAUGCCCGUUUCUGCUCUGGUGGUGUGGUGUUGGCUUCGAGGGAUGGGAAAAUCGUGUUCGAGAACACUCUUGAUGCUAGACUUGAUGUUGUCUUCCGUAAAAAAUUGCCAGAGAUUCGCAAGAGUCUAUUUAGUCAGAUUGCUGCCUGAUGAUUUAGACCAGGUCCCACAUUUUCGUGUCGUUUUAAGUCAUUUUCAAGCUCAUACGACUUUAAGUGGGCCCCAUCGACCCUAGAGAAAAGUAUCAUCCGAUGGGACAAUUUUUCCGAUUGCUUCCUCUGUUCCUUGUUUACUGUGGGCCUGAAGAACAGGCUGCUUCAAAAUAACAUCCAUACAUAGCUAGAGGGUGCAAUUAAUUUCCGUUUUUUUGUUUUUCGAUUUUCUUUUUUCUUUAAAUUUUAUUUUAAACACGUUCAAUAAUUGUAAGCCGCGCGGAAGUGGUUUUUGUUUGCAACGACAUAAUAAAUUAAGUCCAGAGAUUUUUUAUUUUUUUUUAA